AGGAGCACAAUAAUAGCUUGCUUCACAAAGAGGCUCUUCGCCUACAGCAAGCCUCUAAGGAGAAGAUAAUAGUUGAUAAGCCAAUUUAUGUGAAAGCACAGCUCUUAUGUCAAAAACGGCUGGAUCAAUUGUUGAGGCUGCAUUGAGAAGGGAUCCACAUGAAACAGAAUUCAUUCAGUCUGUUCAAGAAGUGGUUCAUGCUUUGGAAAGAGUAAUUUCAAAAAAUUCCAACUAUGUCAAUAUUAUGGAGCGGUUGUUAGAGCCUGAGCGUACCAUUAUCUUUCGGGUUCCAUGGGUUGAUGAUAGGGGUGAGACACAUGUCAACCGUGGAUUUCGUGUUCACUUUAACCAAACACUUGGUCCAUGCAGGGGUGGUCUGCGUUUUCAUCCAUUGAUGAACUUGAGCAUUGCCAAGUUUCUCAGUUUUGAACAGACAUUAAAAAAUGCUUUAUCUCCAUACAGACUUGGUGGCUCUUCGGGUGGGAGUGAUUUUGAUCCAAAAGGCAAAAGUGAUAAUGAGAUCAUGAAAUUUUGUCAGAGCUUCAUGAAUGAGUUGUACCGCUAUUUGGGUCCUGACAAGGAUCUUCCUUCGGAGGAGAUGGGUGUUGGCACCCGUGAAAUGGGUUAUUUGUAUGGACAAUAUCGGCGCCUGGCUGGUCAUUCUCAGGGAAGUUUUACAGGGCCUAGAGUAAACUGGUCCGGUUCCAGCCUUAGAACUGAAGCUACUGGUUAUGGAUUGGUAUUCUUUGCCCAACUUAUGCUUGCUGACACGAAUAAAGAACUGAAAGGACUAAGAUGUGCAGUUAGUGGUUCCGGAAAGAUAUCAAUGCAUGUCCUAGAGAAGCUUAUUGCAUAUGGUGCGCUUCCCAUAACAGUAUCAGAUUCAAAGGGUUAUUUGGUGGAUGAGGAUGGGUUUGAUUUCAUGAAAAUAUCUUUUCUAAGAGACAUUAAAGCUCAGAAUAGAAGUUUAAGAGACUAUUCAAAAACGUAUGCUCGUUCUAAGUACUACGACGAAGCAAAGCCUUGGAACGAAAGGUGUGAUGUUGCAUUUCCUUGUGCUUGCCAGAAUGAGAUCGAUCAAUCUGAUGCCAUCAAUUUGGUAAACUCAGGAUGCCGUAUACUUGUAGAAGGCUCAAACAUGCCUUGUACUCCUGAAGCAGUUGAUGUUUUGAGGAAGGCCAACGUUCUAGUUGCUCCAUCUAUGGCUGCUGGAGUGGGAGGGGUUAUAGCUGGGGAACUAGAACUAAAAGAGUGCAAUUUGAAUUGGUCUCCUGAAGAUUUUGAAUCUAAACUGCAGGAAGCAAUGAAGCAGACAUACCAGAGAGCACUCAAAGCAGCAACUGAUUUUGGUUAUCAGAAAGAGAGUCCCGAGGCAUUGGUUCAUGGAGCAGCCAUCUCUGCUUUUCUAACAAUUGCAAGUGGUAUGGCUGAUCAAGGAUGUGCAUAAACCACUAGUCGCCAUGCAACUUGCUGGAUAUUUUGCAUUUGACAGUUAAACAAACUUGCAAGUAUGUUCCUUUGGUCUUGAAGUCCCAGGGGUACAAGUUGUUAUAUAACCAAGAAGCACAUAUGGGAUCAUAUCAGUGGAAGCCUGUAAAUCCCUUGUAUCUUUUUAUAGUGUAGAUCAGAGCUGGUUUAACUAUUCAGGGCUUGAAAAUAUAUGCUUUCUGUCUAGUUUGAUACCUGUGAUUUUAGUUUAAACAGAAUUAUGGAGUGUGAGAUCUCAUAGUCCAUGUAAAUUUUUUUCAGACAUUUGGUGGACAAGCAAUCAAAAUAAGAUCCAUUUUUACUAACAGGA
Sesamum indicum (sesame) is the source of this 1798-nucleotide messenger RNA. RefSeq names its product Amino acid dehydrogenase family protein. NCBI's taxonomy places the organism in Eukaryota, Viridiplantae, Streptophyta, Magnoliopsida, Lamiales, Pedaliaceae. Gene Ontology annotation, molecular function: L-glutamate dehydrogenase (NADP+) activity. Gene Ontology annotation, cellular component: cytosol. The record is from RefSeq and is a predicted model, not a curated record.